AUGCUCGAAAUAGCUUGUUUUAACGCGUCUUCUGCCAUCACUGCAGCCCGAGCAGGUGCUGAUCGAAUCGAGCUAUGCGCUGACUAUGCAGCUGGCGGCGUAACACCUUCCCUCUCGACGCUUCAGGAUGUACGGAAGCAAGUCACGAUCCCAGUCAAUGUUAUGAUUAGACCACGGGGCGGAAACUUUCUCUACGCCGAUGAAGAACUCACGCUCAUGAAGAAAGAGAUGGAAAUGCUCAAGCCUCUAGCUAGCGGGUUCGUCUUUGGCAUCCUAGACGCCGAUCGUCGCAUAGACAGCGCUCGCAACCGGGAGUUAGUUGAGAUUGCAGCUCCGCUUCCAUGUACGUUCCAUCGUGCAGUCGACGAGACAGAUAACUUGGAAGAAGCCGUGGAGACAGUGGUGCGUUGCGGGUUCAAGAGCAUAUUGACUAGUGGCGGGGCAAAAAGCGCCCUUGAAGGUGCCGAUAAGCUCCGUCAAUUGCAGUCGAAAUUUGGAGCAGAUCUAUCGUUGAUCGCCGGCGGUGGGGUCAGAAGCAUCAAUAUCGAGGAGCUCAAAAAGAGGACCCACACAGCUUGGCUCCACUCAGCAGCCAUCACAGCACCUGGAGAGGACGUGAACGAUCAGGAAGUGAACAAGAUGCAACAAACUUUGUCAAAACUGGAAUAA
Molecule: messenger RNA, 669 nt
Organism: Alternaria atra
Lineage: Eukaryota; Fungi; Ascomycota; Dothideomycetes; Pleosporales; Pleosporaceae
Exons: 1
Coding region: 1-669 (222 amino acids)
Molecular function (GO): copper ion binding
Source: RefSeq, a predicted model, not a curated record